UGUUAUUAUGAAAACCUGGCAUUGUUCUCCGCGAGCAGAACCGCGGCUAUAAAUUCGUCCCGUGACUUUGCACCGUCGCACCAGUCAACUGUCAGUCAGGGCAUUAAGAACGGCAGCAAGUAUGAUGUUGCGAAGCAUCGUCAGGAGCGGACUUCGCGCCCAGCAGAAAUGGGCCGUGGCCGCGUCCAUGUCUUCGGCUCAGUCCCUUGCGCCCAUUGUCAACCCUCAAAUCAAACAAACCGGCAUUUUCAUCAACAAUGAAUGGCACAAGUCGGUCUCGGGCAAAACGUUCGCCACUAUCAACCCUGCCACCGGGGAAGAGAUUUGCCAAAUUCAGGAGGGUGACAAGGCUGACGUUGACUUGGCUGUCAAAGCUGCUAACGAAGCCUUCAGGUUCGGUAGCCCGUGGAGGCGCAUGGACGCGUCUGACCGUGGCGUCUUGCUCAACAGACUGGCUGACCUCAUUGAGAGGGAUGCUGUUUAUAUUGCCAGCCUGGAGACAAUUGACAACGGAAAGCCCUACUCGAGCGCUCUGGCCGUGGAUGUGGCUGCCACCGUCAAGUGUCUGCGCUACUACGCUGGCUGGGCCGAUAAAAACCACGGCAAGGUUGUGCCUCUCGACGGCGACUACAUUUCCUUCACAAGACACGAACCUGUUGGUGUAUGUGCCCAAAUCAUCCCCUGGAACUUUCCUCUGCUCAUGCUGGGCUGGAAAAUCGGGCCUGCCCUGGCCACAGGAAAUUGUGUGAUUGUGAAGCCUGCUGAGCAAACACCACUGACUUGCCUCUACGUAGCUGAACUUGCCAAAGAGGCUGGAUUCCCUCCAGGAGUCGUCAAUGUCAUUCCUGGCUACGGUCCAACCGCAGGAGCCGCCCUGACAUACCAUAUGGAUGUUGAUAAGGUGGCAUUCACUGGAUCCACAGAGAUUGGCAAGUUGAUCAAAAAGGGCGCAGGAGAGUCCAACUUGAAGAGAGUGACUCUUGAACUUGGAGGCAAAUCUCCCAACAUAAUUCUCAAUGAUGUGAAUGUGGAUCAAGCUGUUGAAAAUGCACACUUUGGUCUUUUCUUCAACAUGGGCCAGUGUUGCACAGCAGGCUCGCGCACCUUCAUCGAGGAGGGAAUUUACGAAGAGUUUGUGGAGAAAAGCGCUGCCAGGGCAAAGAAGCGCAUUGUUGGCAACCCUUUCGACCCCAAGACAGAGCAGGGUCCUCAGGUGGACGAGGAGCAGCUGACCAAAAUUCUUGGGCUCAUCGAAGCAGGAAAGAAGGAGGGCGCCAGACUGGUGGCUGGAGGCGCCCGAGAAGGAGACAAGGGUUACUUUGUGCAGCCGACUGUUUUUGCUGAUGUCCAGGACAAUAUGCGCAUUGCAAAAGAAGAGAUUUUCGGACCUGUGCAGCAGCUGAUCAAAUUCAAAGACCCGAAGGAGCUGCUCGAAAGGGCCAACAAUACCGAAUAUGGACUGGCCGCAGCCGUUUUCACGAAGGACAUUGACAAAGCCAUGUACCUUAUGCAAGGCAUCAGGGCAGGCACUGUCUGGAUCAACUGUUAUAACAUCUUCGGAGCUCAGGCAGCCUUUGGUGGCUUCAAGAUGUCUGGAAACGGCCGCGAACUCGGAGAGUAUGGACUUCAGGCGUACACCGAAGUCAAAACUGUCACCAUGAAGGUGACGGAGAAGAACAGCUAAGCAAGGAACAGGUGGCGUUAUACACAAUAAAUUUUUGAAAAAAAAACUGCCUCAAAAACAGACUAUAAGCAGAUUAUAACAAUAAUGCUGACCUCACAUUUGAACGGAUGAUAAUCUUCCAAAGCACAAUUGCAAAAUUAUCACAAGUAUACACUGCAAUUAUUAUCUUUUACUUUUUGCUGCUUAGCUAUGCAAUUACUUUUGUAUAUCAUCUAUGAAUUGAAUACACCAUGAUUUUCUCAAAA
Neocloeon triangulifer is the source of this 1929-nucleotide messenger RNA. RefSeq names its product aldehyde dehydrogenase, mitochondrial (gene Aldh). The record is from RefSeq and is a predicted model, not a curated record. Bases 122 to 1684 code for a protein of 520 amino acids. NCBI's taxonomy places the organism in Eukaryota, Metazoa, Arthropoda, Insecta, Ephemeroptera, Baetidae. The transcript is spliced from 9 exons. Gene Ontology annotation, molecular function: aldehyde dehydrogenase (NAD+) activity.